AUGGCUCCAUCUUCUGUCAUUGUCACUUCCCGCUUUCAUGAAUCCGUAACUCGAAAUGCACUUCGCUCCUAUUUCUCUGAGUUCAUCUCCACUUUCUUCUAUGUCUUUGUUGUGGUUGGCUCUGGAAUGUCCUCAAGGAAGUUGAUGCCUGAUGCUUCAUUGAACCCAACCAGUCUGGCGGUGGUUGCCAUUGCAAAUGCUUUUGCUUUGUCCUCUGUAUUGUAUAUUGCAUGGGACAUCUCUGGGGGACAUGUCAAUCCGGCUGUGACCUUUGCAAUGGCAGUGGGAGGCCACAUUAGUGUACCAACUGCUCUCUUUUACUGGGUUGCUCAGCUUAUUGCCUCUGUUAUGGCUUGCCUUGUUCUAAGGGUCAUUGUUGUUGGAAUGCAUGUGCCAACAUACACCAUUGCGGAAGAGAUGACAGGGUUUGGAGCAUCAGUACUAGAGGGAAUUCUGACAUUUGUUUUGGUGUACACUGUGUAUGCUGCUAGGGACCCUAGGCGCGGAUCAUUGAGUUCCAUCGGUACACUUGCAGUUGGGCUAAUAGCUGGGGCAAAUGUCUUGGCUGCAGGCCCAUUCUCUGGAGGGUCCAUGAACCCUGCAUGCGCUUUCGGCUCGGCAGCCAUUGCUGGCAAUUUCAGGAACCAAGCAGUGUAUUGGGUUGGGCCCUUGAUUGGUGCUACCAUAGCUGGCCUUCUUUAUGACAAUGUGCUGUUCCCUUCUCAGACUACAGAUUUAGUUAGAGGGAUUUCGGGAGUUGGGGUGUAA
This is a messenger RNA of Abrus precatorius (Indian licorice), 768 nucleotides long. Its product is annotated as probable aquaporin TIP5-1. The transcript has 3 exons. Lineage: Eukaryota; Viridiplantae; Streptophyta; Magnoliopsida; Fabales; Fabaceae. Gene Ontology annotation, cellular component: membrane. Gene Ontology annotation, biological process: water transport; transmembrane transport. The record is from RefSeq and is a predicted model, not a curated record. Gene Ontology annotation, molecular function: water channel activity. Bases 1 to 768 code for a protein of 255 amino acids.